Ipomoea nil (Japanese morning glory) is the source of this 1033-nucleotide messenger RNA. RefSeq names its product ras-related protein RABD2c-like. Lineage: Eukaryota; Viridiplantae; Streptophyta; Magnoliopsida; Solanales; Convolvulaceae. The record is from RefSeq and is a predicted model, not a curated record. Gene Ontology annotation, molecular function: GTPase activity; GTP binding. The coding region runs from base 171 to 782 and encodes 203 amino acids. The transcript has 8 exons.
CUGACAGUUUCGCUUCUAUAUAUGAACUCCGACCUUGUCGGUAUUUUCCAGAUCUCUCCCCAUCUUACGAAAUUAAAAAGCCUGAUUAAUUCUUGCCGGGAAACAGGAAAUUCCGCCGAAUUUCUACGUAUUUCCGUUCAGCCUCAUCGAUCUCAAGCCGUGCUGCAGCUAUGAAUCCUGAAUAUGACUAUCUUUUUAAGCUUUUGCUGAUUGGAGAUUCUGGUGUUGGAAAAUCCUGUCUUCUUCUGAGGUUUGCUGAUGACUCGUAUCUUGAAAGUUACAUCAGUACCAUUGGAGUAGAUUUUAAAAUCCGGACAGUGGAACAGGAGGGGAAAACCAUUAAACUCCAAAUUUGGGACACUGCUGGUCAAGAACGGUUUAGGACAAUUACCAGCAGUUACUAUCGUGGGGCUCAUGGCAUAAUUGUGGUUUAUGAUGUCACUGAUCAAGAUAGUUUCAACAAUGUCAAGCAAUGGUUGAAUGAAAUUGAUCGAUAUGCAAGUGAGAAUGUAAACAAGCUUCUUGUCGGGAAUAAGUGUGACCUAACGGCACAGAAGGUUGUGUCCUAUGAGACAGCCAAGGCUUUUGCUGAUGAGAUUGGAAUUCCAUUCCUGGAGACAAGUGCAAAAAAUGCAACCAAUGUGGAGCAGGCUUUCAUGGCCAUGACUGGUUCAAUAAAAAACAGAAUGGCGACUCAACCCUCCUCAAGCAAUGCACGGCCUCCUACUGUGCAGAUCCGAGGACAGCCCGUCAACCAAAAUUCUGGUUGCUGCUCAAGUUGAAAGGGAGAUUCUAUUUUCUGGAUAUGCUCAGAUGCUCUUCAUGUGGCAUGUAAAAUUAAUCUUAGUUGUUUGACAUGAAGUAGACUAUUCUGCAUGUUUGCUUUAUAUAUAUUUUUUCAUUCCCGCGUUUUGUUAAAACACCAAUUCUUUCCACUAUUCAGUUAUAAACAGCUUUUGUACAAAAGUGUAGAAGAUGAUUGCUACAAGGCAGUAUUUGCCCUCAUUGUUUUAGUGAUUUGUUUUCAUAAAAA